UCCGCGCGAUCGUACAAGUUGCGAAGCGUUAACGAAUCUGCCUGACAGUUACACUCCGACGUCUCAUCUUCCCGGCUCCUUUUCACCGUAUAAUUUCGCCGGUGGUAACGGUCAUGCUCUCAUCAUGCAUCUCUCUCUUCAGCUAUUACGGGAAGACAUUAAUCUGAUUCUCUCUGCAUAUACCUGUAUAUAUAUAUAUGUGUGUGUGCAUAUGUACGCAUUUAUUUAUCUAUCUAUACUUCCAUUUGCUCUGUUUCUAUAACCUGCUUGUGCUGGUAAAUUUGGAUUGUUUGAGUUAGUUUAUGGAGAAUUGGGGUUUUGGAGUGGGGAAUUGAAGUAGUGAGUGGGAGAUGUGAAGAUUGUGGAAGGUAGGAAGGAUGGUGACAGCUGUAUCGACGGCGACGGCGACUCUCAACCCUAAGAGGCGGCCAUUGUUUCCGUCCGAAGCUGAGAAUGGACAGCCGAGGAGGAGACCGAAAUCGAAGGAGGUUAGUUCAAGGUAUUUGUUGAGUUCGUCUUCUUCCAUCUCCUCGAGUUCGAAUUCAUCGUCGUUGGCCAACUCGACGUCGAAGCAGCGUGAAGCGCCAAAUGUGACGCGGACGGGGAAAUCACCGGCGAUUCCUGUUCAGAAUUCGGCUACGGUUAGCCGGUCGCAGUCUGUGGGCAGGCGGAGGCCUGCAGGGACUUCGGAGAUGUCUGCGGCGACGAAACUGCUUCUGACUUCGACGAGAGGUAAGUCGGUUUCGUUUCAGGGAGAGUCGUUCUCACUGAUCGGAACUAAAGCAAAGCCGGUUAAAAAGUUUGCUGAUAGGAUAGAUACCUCAGAGAGAAAGAGAUCCGAGAAAGAGACAGAAAAAGUGAACCAAAUGAACAAUGCAAAGCGCAUUGCCCCGGGGAGAACAAAGCCUGCGAAUUCGAGUUUGAAUAAAGGAGCAGUGGCACAGAUGGAAAGGCCAGUGAAGGAUAGGAUGGAGAGUGAGAGGGCUAUUGACAAACUAAGCUUGCUGGGGAGAUCAAAGUAUGUAAACUCGAGAAGCUUGGAUUGUGGUAAAUAUAGUGGCACGUUUGUAUCUAGAGGUAUAGUUCGUUUGUCACAGAAAUCAGUCACUGAUGAGAUUAACCAAUUUGAUGUUGAAACUAAAGAGAAGGUUGAGCCUUUAAGGAUAGACGUGCCCGUAGCUAAUCUGAAUUCUAGCUAUAGAUCAGCAAUUUCUGCAGAAGAAGUAGCUUGUGAUAGUGAGAGUGUUUCAUCAGGGAGUGGUUCAAGUGGACAGGAAUGUGGUUCUGUUUUACAAGGCCGACACACUAGAGGUUUUUCAUCUUAUCUUCGAGGUCGUUUUAGAUCAGGAUCCCCAAGCAAGACUUCAACUCCAUCAACAACCUAUCGGCUGAGGGGGAGUUCAAGUGCUGCUAGAGCAAGAAUUGGAGCUGUCAUUACAACGGCUAAUAAUGUUGGCAAUACACCUUCAACUUUGAGCUUUGGUACUGAUACAAGAGGGAAGGCAGGAGAGAACUGGUUUGCUGAUGUGCAUGAAUUCAGGCUUUUAUAUAAUCGGCACUUGCAAUGGCGUUUUGCCAAUGCAAAAACUGAUAGUGCUUACUUCAAACUGACAGAAACAGCAGAGCGGAACCUAUACAAUGUGCAGUUGGCUAAUUCAAAACUGUUGCAUUCAGUUAAGUCCAAACAAACAGAGCUGCUUUUGUUGAAACAAAAUUUGAAGUUGUAUCGCAUCCUCAAAGGACAAGUACCAUGUUUUGAAAACUGGUGUCUAAUUGAUAAAGAACACUGCAGUUCAUUGUCAUCAGCUAUAUGUGCUCUGGAGGUGAGCACUAUUCGUCUUCCAGUUGUAAAUGGAGCCCGGGCAGAUAUUCAAAAGCUAAAGAGGGCUAUUUGCUCAGCUGUUAAUAUGGUGCAGGCAAUAGCACCCUCAAUAUGCUUGUUGCAAUCCAAGGUUGAGCAGAUGAGUUCAUUGUUGAUUGAGCUCUCUAGUACAGUUUCCAGUGAGCACUCCUCACUUGACCAAUGCAGAGAUCUCUUAUCAACAGUCACAGACAUGCAGGUGAAACAUUGUAGUCUGAGGACACAUCUGAUACAACUAAAAGAUACACCAUCACAAGGAACUUCUUAACCAAACACCACCUCCAUGAGCAGUGAAUCACAGGUAUCAUUGUCAUUUUAGAAGUGGCUUCAAGGUGGUGGGAAUUUGUUGUGAAAUCCAUUCUGCUUGUUUAGCUUUGGCAGGGCAUAACUAUGGCUGACAUAUAUAGCAAUCUAAUAUGUCUCUCUCAUAUGAGUGACAUUCUCCAUUCUUCUAUAUCUACUAACGUGAUAAAUUCUUCCAAGAAAUGAAAAUUUGAGAAAGAAAAACAGGGCUUGAUUCACUGUAAUUUUUAUGUUAAACCAAUUUUGUUGAAA
Ipomoea nil (Japanese morning glory) is the source of this 2416-nucleotide messenger RNA. RefSeq names its product QWRF motif-containing protein 2-like. Lineage: Eukaryota; Viridiplantae; Streptophyta; Magnoliopsida; Solanales; Convolvulaceae. Bases 378 to 2129 code for a protein of 583 amino acids. The transcript has 6 exons. Gene Ontology annotation, cellular component: centrosome; nuclear microtubule; cytoplasm. Gene Ontology annotation, biological process: spindle assembly; centrosome cycle. The record is from RefSeq and is a predicted model, not a curated record. Gene Ontology annotation, molecular function: microtubule binding.